Messenger RNA from Molossus molossus (Pallas's mastiff bat), 3291 nucleotides. RefSeq names its product SRY-box transcription factor 30 (gene SOX30). The transcript has 5 exons. NCBI's taxonomy places the organism in Eukaryota, Metazoa, Chordata, Mammalia, Chiroptera, Molossidae. The coding region runs from base 299 to 2605 and encodes 768 amino acids. Gene Ontology annotation, biological process: regulation of transcription by RNA polymerase II. Gene Ontology annotation, molecular function: sequence-specific double-stranded DNA binding; DNA-binding transcription factor activity, RNA polymerase II-specific. Gene Ontology annotation, cellular component: nucleus. The record is from RefSeq and is a predicted model, not a curated record.
GAAAAUGGGCAGCACGUGCCGCGGCCACCGCCAUCGCGGGUGAUUCGAGGGCUCCUCACAAGGCGAGAGUGGAGGGCGGGAGGGGCCGGAGAACGCGCCUGUGAUUGGCGGUACGGAGCUGCGGGGACGCUUGUGAUUGGGCGAGGCCACACAGAGGUCUGCUUUUUGAACCGCGUAGGGUUCUGGGUAGCAAAGGCCUUGGAAGGGUCUUAACCGAAAGAGGGAGGGGGAAGGUCGCCAACAAACGGCUGAGCUCACAAUCCGGCCCGGGACCCGUCCGGGGCGUUCCCCUGCGCCCAUGGAGAGAGCCAGGCCAGAACCGCCGCCUCAGCCACGCCAACUGCCGCGGGCGACCCCGCCGCGUCCACUGCGCCCCGCUCCGCCCCAGCUGCCGGUCGAGGGCACCCCCUUUCGGGCAGCGGCCGCGGAGCCCCCUCCGUCGCCCCCAGCCCCGUGCGCGGCCGCCAUUGCGACCGUGGCCUCGCCGUGCGGGGAGGUACCGGCGUCGGGCGUACAGCCCUCGGCACGGCGGCUGCUACAGGUGAAGCCGGAGCAGGUGCUGCUGCUCCCGCCAGGGCCACCACUGCCUCAGGCCAGGGACGAAGACGCCGCCACCUCGCCCGCGCAAGCGCGGCUGUUGCAACUGAGGCCCGAGCUGCUGCUGCUGCCGCCGCCGCCACCGCCCACAUCCGAGGGCGCCCCCUGCAGGCCCGAGUUGCAGCCGGUGCCGACCCGGGCGCUGCAGAUCAAGGAGGAGAAGCAGGAGCUGGGGUCCAGUUUGGAUCCCUCGGUGGGGCCUCGGAGAGCUGUCGAGGCGAGCCCGAGGGCCUCCAGGAUGGCCAAGGUGGAAGGCCCUGGGUCGGCCCUGGAGAGUCACCGAGGGGAGCAGAAGAAGGGCAAGUUGGAGGCGGAGGAGGUCAUGCGGGACUCAGAGAAAGGCGGGGAAGGCAAAAGCUUGAUGGCCGUCAGAGAAGGAAUCAUCAAAACCGAAGAGCCCGAGAGACUCCGCGAGGACUGCAGAUUCGACCGGGAGCCUGCGUCUAAUGGGCUGGUCCAUGGCAGCAAGGAGGUGGUCUUGGCCCAGUCCAGCGCCUUUGGGACACACCAGCAAGACCUCAGGAUCCCUUUGACUCUCCACACCGUCUCCCCUGGGGCCCAGAUCCAAUUUCAGGGACCUCCAGCUUCAGAGCUGAUACGAUUGACCAAGGUUCCCUUGACACCAGUGCCCAUUAAAAUGCAAUCCUUACUGGAGCCUUCUGUAAAAAUUGAAACCAAAGAUGUCCCGCUCACCGUACUUCCCUCAGAUGCAGGAAUACCAGAUACUCCCUUCAGUAAGGACAGAAAUGGUCAUGUGAAGCGACCCAUGAAUGCGUUUAUGGUUUGGGCAAGGAUCCACCGGCCAGCACUAGCCAAAGCUAACCCAGCAGCCAACAAUGCAGAAAUCAGUGUCCAGCUCGGGUUAGAGUGGAAUAAACUUAGUGAAGAACAAAAGAAACCUUAUUAUGAUGAAGCUCAAAAGAUUAAAGAAAAGCACAGAGAGGAAUUUCCUGGUUGGGUUUAUCAGCCUCGGCCAGGGAAGCGAAAACGCUUCCCUCUAAGUGUUUCCAAUGUAUUUUCUGGUACCACACAGAAUAUCACAUCUACAAAUCCUACAACAAUUUAUCCUUACCGCUCACCUGCCUACUCUGUGGUAAUUCCCAGCCUACAGAACACCAUCAUUCAUCCAGUUGGUGAAGCUCCACCUGCCAUCCAGCUGCCCACACCUGCAGUCCAGCGCCUAAGCCCCAUCACACUUUUUCAGCCCACUGUCUCCAGUACUGCCCAGGUGGCCGUCCAGGCUCCAAGUCUGCCCCUCCGCCCAGCACUCUCACCCCAGCGCUUUGCUGGGCCCUCCCAAACGGACACUCAUCAGCUGCAUUCUGGAGCCAAUCACACUGUAAAGAGACCCACACCUGUCUCUCCGGAGAGCACCAACAGGAUUCCAACUAGUCCAAGUACUGCCCAUGCCAGAUUUGCACCCUCGACCAUCCAGCCUCCCAAGGAGUAUCCCAGCGUUUCCACUUGUCCCAGAAGUGCUCCAAUUCCCCAGGCUCCUCCUCUUCCACACUCACAUGUCUACCAGACCCCUCCCCUUGGCCAUCCAGCCACACUGUUUGGGACACCACCGCGAUUCUCUUUUCAUCAUCCUUACUUCCUACCUGGACCUCACUACUUCCCAUCAAGCACGUGCCCUUACAGCCGGCCUCCCUUUGGCUAUGGAAAUUUUCCAAGUUCAAUGCCAGAAUGCCUUGGUUAUUAUGAAGACAGGUACCAAAAACAUGAGGCUAUGUUUUCAGCUUUAAACAGAGACUAUCCUUUCAGAGACUACCCAGAUGAACGCACACACAGUGAAGAUUCUCAGAGUUGUGAGAGCACGGAUGGGACCUCUUACUAUAAUAGCCAUAGCCACAGUGGGGAAGAAUACCUAAACCCCAUGCCUCAGCUGGACAUCGGAGUCUUGGAGAACGUCUUAACAGCGCCUACCUCAACUCCCUCCAGCAUCCAGCAAGUCAAUGUCACGGAUAGUGAUGAGGAGAAAGAAGAAAAAGUGCUCAGGAAUUUAUAAUUUUCAAACAAAUAUGCACAGAAAAUAAACAUUUCUUAAAAUAUAUUCUGGGUCAAUUGGUGUGAGAAAAAAAAAAAAAAAAAAAGCCUAGAAUGCUUUGCUGAGAGUUUUCAGCCAUGAUUUGAGGAGUCAAACCAAAUGCAAUGUAUGCCUUCAUAAAGUUUUUAUUAGUGAAACUGGAGUCCUGAUGUUUCAUCGUAGGACUGUUUAAGAUACAAAGUAGUUUCUUUUUAUGGCAGAAAUUUGCAUCAACAUAUAUUUUCAUCACUUAUCUUGGAACGUGCAAAUUACUGAAUCCUCACAAUUAUAUGUGAGGAAUAAGGGAGUAUAUAUCUGGCAUGACAAGUGUGAUUUGUAUUUUAUUUCAGAAUACACUUAUUUAUUUUUCUUAUAUGAUUUUUUGUUUGGUCUUUAUGUAAUACUUAUGGAUGUCAAUUUUUAUGUAACAUUUUGAAAAUAUUUUGAUAACUUUUAAUAGUGAAUUGGGACUCAGUUACUAAAUUUCAUUUAUACUGAUAACCAAUUAUAAGUUGCAAAUGUGUUUUAAUGUCACCUGGCUAAUUCCUUCAGCUAAAUUAGUCAUUUCUGUUUCUAAACAUUUUCAUCAUCCUUUUUGGAUAUCUUUUUCCAUUUGGUAUUCAUUGUUCUACUUUUGUUAUAAUUAAAGAAAUAUAGAUAAAAUUGUU